AGACACUCCCAUUACGGAAGAGGGCGGAGAUUAAAACCUACACACUUAAGCUUCGACUUGUCCGGUUCUGGGCAGUCUCUCCAGAAGGAAACACUCCUUUACGAUGAAUUUCCCGGGAUAUGGUGCACCGGCUGCGGGCGGGUAUCCAGGAGGAUUCCCUGGACAACAGCAGGACCCUCUGUAUGGAUACUUCACUGCAGUCGCUGGUCAAGAUGGUCAGAUAUCUGCAGAGGAACUUCAGACUUGUUUGACUCAGGCCAACUUCUCUGGUGGCUACAGGCCUUUCAACAUUGAGACAUGUAGACUGAUGAUCAGCAUGCUUGAUAGAGACAUGUCUUGCUCGAUGGGCUUCAAUGAGUUUAAGGAGUUGUGGGCGGUGCUCAGCGGCUGGAAGCAGCACUUCAUGAGCAUUGACAGGGACAUGAGUGGCACAGUCGACCCACAGGAAAUGAGCCAGGCUGUUUCCUCUAUGGGGUACAGGCUGAGUCCUCAGGCCAUGAACUGCAUAAUUAAGCGUUACAGCUCUAAUGGGAAGAUCUCGUUUGAUGAUUAUGUCGCUUGCUGUGUCAAACUGAGGAGCUUGACUGAUGUGUUCAGAAAGAGGGACCAGGCACAACAGGGAGUGGCAACAUUUCAAUAUGAUGAUUUCAUCCAGUGCACUAUGAGCAUCUGAGGUUCAUGCAGAGAUCCACAAAUAAUAAAAAAAAAUGCAUACUUCAGUUUUAAUUUUUAUAACUUGCAUUUUUAAACAAUUUACUUAUGUGCUUUUUCAUGUCAUAUUUUGAAAAUAUUGUAGUACGUAUACAACAUAAAAAAUACAUUCAUGCACCAUUAUUCAUAUGACCAAGUUAGCAAUGCAUCUAUACCAAUGAUAAUUACAGUCUAUUCACUCAAAUGUAACCUGUACCCUAUAUCAAGUUUCUCCAUCAAAGCAGCUAUACAGAAAUUUAUGAUAUUAAUGUUUAUAAUAUCCUAAUGCCUUGCAGUCACAUUUAGCAGAUUAGAUCAGCAAUAUAUUACAGUAUAGCACAGGGGAGACGAACAUCGGUCCUGGAAAGCCGCAGUCCUGCAGAGUUUUGCUUCAAUGCUAAUCAAACACACCUGAACAAGCUAAUCAAGGACUGAAGGGUUAAUAGAAAGCUACAGGCAGGUGAGUUUUGAAUAGGGUUGGAGCUGAACUCUGCAGGGCUGCAGCUCUCCAGGAACGGAGUUCAAAACCUCUGGUAUAGCACUAUAACUAGCAUCCCACCUCUAGAAUCACGUCAGUGCAUUUGUAUACCCCCAUUGCAUGUUUUAAAUAUGCAUGGUCAGAAAUGAAUGCUUUAUCAAUGUGAGAAGAGCUAAACUUCAAAACCAUGUGUGAAUGCUGCUAACUGGAAGUAAAAUGUUAUAUUAUGUAUCACCAAAGAAUUCAUGACACUUGUGUCUGCUCUGCUUUUUGACUCUGUGCAUUGGCUGUUUAAAAUGUUUGUGAGAUCUAUUUGAGUAUAUUUUCAUUACACUCAAUUAAUGAUUUUUAAAUAACACACCAAUUAAGACAUUACCUCUUUGACUUAAUAAAUGACAACAGAACACUUAUCUUCCAGUAA
This is a messenger RNA of Cyprinus carpio (common carp), 1589 nucleotides long. Its product is annotated as sorcin-like. NCBI's taxonomy places the organism in Eukaryota, Metazoa, Chordata, Actinopteri, Cypriniformes, Cyprinidae. The record is from RefSeq and is a predicted model, not a curated record. Gene Ontology annotation, molecular function: calcium ion binding.